Amblyraja radiata (thorny skate) is the source of this 4135-nucleotide messenger RNA. It is a transcript of the gene chsy1, whose product is annotated as chondroitin sulfate synthase 1. Gene Ontology annotation, cellular component: Golgi cisterna membrane. Lineage: Eukaryota; Metazoa; Chordata; Chondrichthyes; Rajiformes; Rajidae. The record is from RefSeq and is a predicted model, not a curated record. Bases 143 to 2488 code for a protein of 781 amino acids. Gene Ontology annotation, molecular function: glucuronosyl-N-acetylgalactosaminyl-proteoglycan 4-beta-N-acetylgalactosaminyltransferase activity. The transcript is spliced from 2 exons.
GGCAGUGGGGACAUGGAGGAGCGGCAGUGGCGGCACCGCGGGUCCCCGGCCUCCGCCAACCGGCCCCACUAAACGGCGGGGUGAUCGCCCCGGCCUCGGGUACCCACAGCCCGACUAGCGAAGCGGCCGCGCCCGGGCGGGGAUGGCGCCGCGCUGUCGGCGCUCCUGGCUCAGCGUGUUGUUGGGCCUAGUGCUCGGCUUCGGCCUCGCCUCCUGGUUGGUGCUGCCCCGGGCCACAAUGCCGGGGCGGGCGGUGCGCCAGCGGGAGAGGGCCGGGUGCGGGCAGUUAGCGGGGUCUGCAGGCGGGGAGGAGGAUGAGCGGCCCGCCGCCUCCCGCUUCAUGUACGUGGGGGUGAUGAGCGCCAAGAAGUACCUGAGGAGCCGGGCGCUGGCGGCCUACGGCACCUGGGCCCGACACAUCCCCGGCCGCGUCGAGUUCUUCUCCAGCGAGGGCUCAGACCUCAGCCUGCCGCUGCCGCUCGUCGCCCUGCCCGGCGUGGACGACACCUACCCGCCGCAGAAGAAGUCCUUCCUGAUGCUCAAGUACAUGGGCGAGCGGCACCUGCAGCACUUCGAGUGGUUCGUGCGGGCCGACGACGACACAUACAUCCGCGGCGAGAGGCUGGAGCGCUUCCUACGGGGCCUCAACAGCAGCCAGCCGCUGUACCUGGGCCAGACCGGCCUCGGCGCGCCCGAGGAGAUGGGCAAGCUAGCGCUGGAGCCGGGCGAGAACUUCUGCAUGGGUGGCCCGGGCGUGGUGCUGAGCCGUGAGCUGCUGCGCCGGGUGCUGCCUCACAUCGGCCAGUGUCUGCGGGAGAUGUACACCACACAUGAGGACCUGGAGCUCGGCCGCUGUGUUCGCAGAGUCGCCGGCGUUCAAUGCGCCUGGUCGUAUGAGAUGCAACAGCUAUUUUAUGAAAACUAUGAACAGAAUAAAAAAGGUUAUAUCCAGGACCUCCACAACACCAAGAUCCGGCGUGCAAUCACGCUACAUCCAAACAAGAGCCCCGAAUAUCAAUACCGCCUCCACCGCUACAUGCUGAGCCACCGGAUGUCUGAGUUUCGUCACCGCACCAUACUGCUUCACCGGGAGGUGGCACUCAUGGGCAAGUACACCAACACUGAGCUUCACCCAGAUGACAUCCAGUUGGGAAUUCCACCUUCCUUUAUGCGCUUCCAGCCUGGGAACAGGGACGAGGUUCUGGAAUGGGACUUCCUGACGGGGAAACACCUUUAUUCGGCUUUUGAUGGAGAGCCGCCAAGAAAGGGGAUGGAUCUGUCUCAAAAAGAAGCUUUAGAUGACAUCAUCAUGCAGUUGAUGGAAAUGAUUAAUGCCAACGCCAAAUCUAGAGGCCGCAUUAUUGACUUCAAAGAAAUUCAGUAUGGCUACAGAAGGGUUAACCCUAUGUAUGGGGCAGAGUAUGUACUUGACCUGCUCCUUCUCUACAAAAAGCACAAGGGCAAGAAGAUGACUGUCCCUGUAAGAAGACAUGCUUAUCUGCAACAAACAUUCAGCAAGGUCCAGUUUUAUGAGAGUGAAGAGAUUGAUGCUGCAGACUUGGCCAACCAAAUUAACAGGAACUCACAAUCUCUCUCCAUCCUCUCAAACCCACUCCAAAUAUUUGUCCCCUUCCAACUUGGAGCCAGUAAUGUUGAACAUAAGCCCAAAGAUCAGAAAAUCAACGUCUUGGUCCCUCUGUCUGGUCGCUAUGAAAUGUUUGUGAGAUUCAUGGAAAACUUUGAAAGGACUUGUCUGAUUACAAAUCAAAAUGUCAGGUUAGUUAUAUUGCUACUCAAUUCCGAUUCAAAUCCAGACAAAAUAAAACAAUUUGAGUUGACAAGAGAUUAUCAGGUGAAAUAUCCCAAAGCAGAGAUCCAGGUCCGGGCAGUUCUGGGGCAGUUUUCAAGAGCUCUUGCUCUGCACCUUGGAGCUGCCCAGUUUAGCAAUGACUCCCUACUUCUGUUUUGUGAUGUUGACUUGAUCUUUACGGUGGAUUUUCUGCAGCGUUGCAGAACUAAUACUGUGCCAGGGAAGCAAGUAUAUUUUCCAAUUAUCUUUACCCAGUUUGACCCCAAGAUUGUACAUGCUGGCAAACCUCCCAGUGACAACAAUUCUGCUUUUACAAUGAAGACUGGAUUCUGGAGACACUAUGGCUUUGGGAUCACAUGUGUUUACAAAAGUGAUCUUUUAUUUGCUGGUGGGUUCAACAUCUCGAUCCAGGGCUGGGGAAUGGAGGAUGUAGAUCUCUACAACAAAGUCAUUCAGGUUGGUUUAAAACCAUUCAGGAGUCAAGAAGUUGGAAUCAUUCAUAUCCAUCAUCCAAUCUACUGUGACCCAAAUUUGGAACCUAAUCAAUACAAAAUGUGCUUGGCGUCGCGAGCAUCGACAUAUAGUUCCACGCAGCAGCUAGCCGAGCUGUGGCUGGAGAGGCAGCGGCCCAGUCCCAGCAACAUCAGCACACUUGAUAGUUCAAAGAGGACAGCAUAAUAUCCAGCUCGGCUGGAGAACUUCAUAAUUUAUUUUUUAAUGUUUUUUAUAAAGUAAAUUGAUUAUAUUGUAAAUAAAUGUUUUACAGAUAAGACAUUUUACUUUGAAUAAAGGAGCGUUGUGGCCACACAGGGGCUGUUUAAUAUCGUGGUGAAUGGUGGGAUGAUUUAUACCCGCAGCACAUUUACAGUGCUCCUGGUCGAGGAGCAGGGGGGUAAAAUCAUGGCCGUCCAGCUCCCCGAGAUUACAACAUCCAACUCUCAUGUGAAUGAAACACAGUGCUGGAGUAACUUGGCACAUCAGGCAGCAUUUGUGGAGGCAGUGGACAGGUGCCGCUUCGGGUCAGGACUGUACUCCAGACUUCCAUCCAUUUGUCAACUAACAUCUGGUCCCAAACAAAAGCGUUAAUUGUUCAUUCCCACCACAGAUGUUGCCUAACCUGCUGAGCUACUCGAGCACUUUGUAUUUUGCUCAAGAUUUCAGUAUCUGCAGUUACUUGUAUCUCCAUUUAUAAUGUGAAUAAUUUGGCCAUGAUAAUUAUAUUUCUGAAAGGAUUUAAGCCCCUUUAAUAUUGAAGGACUAUUGCACAUCGACUUGGUUGUUACUCCAUUACUUUAAUUUAACUUUUAAUCAAUUAGCUAAUGUAUCUGGACUUAAUUCAGUUGUUAACCUUGUUACUUUUUGUCAUAAUGUAUAGAUUUUAGAUGCCAACAGUGAAACAAUGACUAAGUUAUAAUUUGUUUAUUCAUCAAGUGUUGUGUAAAUUUAGCAGGCUAUGGAUUUUUAUGGAGGUGAUUGGUGGCCAUCUUCUCCACUAAAUGGUUUAAUUUCAUUGCUGUGAUUCACCGUCUUGUCCUAUCGCCUUACAUUGUUUUGGGUCCACUUUUGCAGUAUCUUCAUUUUAUUGUGUUGCAUAUACAGGCCUUUCUAAAGUCUAUGCUUUCAUCUCCUGCCCAAUCCUUCCUCCACAAAGUAAGUUUCUCCAUUCAUGUUGUACACUUAUUUGAGCCAUAGAUCUAGAACAUAGGGGUUUUAACCCUUUUGUAAUGUUUGCUUAGAAAAUGCUGGUUAAUCCUUUAAAAUAUUGAGACGGGAUCCAGACCCCAACACUCCAUCCUAAUCCAAAAGUGUAGAUCUUGGACUUUAGUUAACACAGAGACAACCUGGCUGCUCAACACCCGGCUUGAGAUCUAACUAUUCCUUUGGUUUAUGUUUCAUUUGCAAGAAGAAGAAGGGCUUUAGUUUGGUCACAAAAUAGUUCAGAAGAGAAUGGACCAUAUUUUCUUUGGGAUCACUGGCACAUCUUGAUGUGCAUUACCACCAGAGCUGGCCUUUGGCUUGCCUUGCCAAGCCAGCCCAUUACAAUCGAUCAUGCAUUGGUGCUUGGUUUUGAAAAUUCUACCUCGUAGUCUGGCUCUUCCACUCGGUCAAUUGUUGUCUGAUCCAGUACUUCAAAGCUCCAUUCCUGAUCAUCAAUCCCUUCUCAUGGAUGGUGCCAAUCCAUCUUGCAUUCCAAGGAUUUUAUUUGACUCCAAAUUAACUCCCUCCCCGAGGCAUCUGUUCAUGUAUGUGCUGUUCGUUUACUGUAAGCUGAAGUAGCCAUUUAAAUUUAUGGGCUGCUUUAUUAAAGCUAGUGUUAAAGGAAAA